This is a messenger RNA of Oryctolagus cuniculus (rabbit), 7243 nucleotides long. Its product is annotated as transmembrane serine protease 11F. Gene Ontology annotation, cellular component: plasma membrane; extracellular region. Gene Ontology annotation, molecular function: serine-type endopeptidase activity. Gene Ontology annotation, biological process: proteolysis. The record is from RefSeq and is a predicted model, not a curated record. NCBI's taxonomy places the organism in Eukaryota, Metazoa, Chordata, Mammalia, Lagomorpha, Leporidae.
AUGCCCCAUCACUGACACAGACUUACAGUGUUAAGGCCUGGGAGAAGGAAGGUGACUCUGCAAGUCCUUUAUUGAUCUUGGAUCUCUAAGGGAAGAUUCUAGAGUGUUCUUUCCAGGGCCAACAACCGCCAGCCAAGGACGUAGAUGUUAUCCAAUGACAGAACCAUUUCAAGACUAUAAACUACCAGCCCUGACCUGGCUGAUAGAGAUCAGAUGGUGACUGAAUAGAAGCUGCCCCAGUCCUGGGUCCAUGAUGUACGCACAAGUUGAAAUUUCAGAAGCUGAAUACCCACGAGUUGAAUAUCAAAGAAGACAGCAAUUUUGGGACCCUAUACGGUUAGCUCUAUUCACACUGGCAAUUGUAGCAAUCAUAGGAAUUGCAAUUGGAAUUGUUACUCAUUUUGUUGUUGAGGAUGAUAAGUCAUUCUAUUACCUUGCCUCUUUUAAAGUCACAAAUAUCAAAUACAAAGAAAAUUAUGGCAUAAGAUCCUCAAGAGAAUUUAGAGAAAGGAGUCAUCAGAUUGAAAGAAUGAUAUCUAGGAUAUUUAGACGUUCUUCUGGAGGAGGACGAUUCAUCAAAUCACAUGUUAUUAAAUUAAGUCCAGAUGAACAAGGUGUGAACGUUCUCAUGGUGCUCAUGUUUCGCUAUCCAUCUACUGAUAGUGCUGAGAGAGUCAAAAAAAAGAUUGAAAGGAUUUUACAUCAAAAUCUGAAGAUCAAACAGUUGCCGUUGACUAUAAAUAAACCAUCUUUUAGCCUCACACCUAUUGACAAUAAAAAGAUGAGAAAUCUUCUCAACAGUCGCUGUGGGAUAAGGACGACAUCCUCAAACAUGCCAUUGCCAGCAUCCUCUUCAACAGAAAGGAUUGUCCAAGGCAGGGAGACAGCUAUGGAUGGCGAGUGGCCCUGGCAGGCCAGCCUGCAGCUCGUGGGGGCAGGCCAUCAGUGUGGAGCUAGCCUCAUCAGUAACAUGUGGCUACUGACUGCAGCUCACUGCUUCAGGAGAAAUAAAGACCCUAGUCAAUGGAUUGCUACUUUUGGUACAACUAUAACACCACCUGCAGUGAAACGAAGCUUGGGGAAAAUUAUCCUUCAUGAAAAUUAUCAUAGAGACACGAAUGAAAAUGACAUUGCUUUGGCUCAGCUCACUACCAGAGUUGAGUUUUCAAAUAUAGUCCAGAGAGUUUGCCUCCCAGAUUCAUCUAUAAAACUGCCACCUAAAACAAGUGUAUUUGUCACAGGAUUUGGGUCUAUUGUGGAUGAUGGACCUACACAAAAUAAACUUCGGCAAGCCAGGGUGGAAACCAUAAGCACUGAUGUGUGUAAUAGAAAAGACGUGUAUGAUGGCCUGAUAACCCCGGGGAUGUUAUGUGCUGGAUUCAUGGAAGGAAAAGUAGAUGCAUGUAAGGGUGAUUCUGGUGGACCUCUGGUUUAUGAUAAUCAUGACAUCUGGUAUAUUGUGGGUAUAGUAAGUUGGGGACAGUCAUGUGCUCUUCCCAAAAAACCUGGAGUCUACACAAGAGUGACUAAGUACAGAGAUUGGAUUGCCUCAAAGACUGGUAUCUAGUGUGAAUUGUCUGUGAAUUCUGGAUGCAGGGCAUAUGGAGUGGAAAUACCUGCAUCUUGUGUAUUUUUAUUUAUGUUCAUUUGGUUUUGAUCAGUGUUUUUGCUAGAUGUCAAGAACCUUUUUGGACCUGGACCAGACUAAUAUGAGGUAGCCUUUGUGUCCAUAUGACCAAACUGUCUCUCCCACAAGGGAAAACGACACAGCAAAUUUCACUCAAAUUUCUCCUCACUCACAAGGGGAGUUGUUUGUGAUACUUCUUAGUAAGAUGAGUAUUGAAAAAUGGCUUCCCUCAAUGAAGAGAAGGAACAACAUUUUCCACGGGAUAUGAAGAACUGCCAGGAAUGCCAAAAUUAUACCUCAUAUAAUACCUGAAGCUACUUGGGAUCCUUUUAGAAAAAUUACCAAACAGCAGUCUUCCCUGAGAAUUCAGGUAUUCAACUUUCUAGAACCAAUGAAUGGACAUUCAGUGGCUCGAAUGGAGGAUCAUAUCCUUUGCAAUAUAACUUGAAUUGUACCCUGGGUAACCAUACAAAGCAUUAGCAUUAACCACAAGAGGUGCCAUUUUAAAAGUAUUUAAAUAUAAUUGAACUUGUCAUUACCACUAUGUCUUGCAUCCAAGCACUAACUUCGGGAAGUAUGCUGUGUGUGUGUGUGUGUGUGUGUGUGUGUGUGUUUUCCCAAUACAACAGUUUAUUUCAUUUUGACUGUAGUUGCCACUUAUUAUCUGACCAGAUUACAAAAAUACCAUAGGAGACACCUCAGUUCAUCCUUCUAAUAAGUCUGAUGAUUUGGUCUUCCCUGUUGCCAGCAUCCCGCCCUCUACAAAAUGGGUGGUCUUUUUCUUCAUCCCACCUAGAGGAGAAGAUAACUUGAAGGGCCACAGGAAGUUAUUUACUUCCUUGAAGUGUUUCCCCACAGUGUAGAUCUCAUGAAUCAGAUCCUCCAUGCAGAUGAUAUUGUAUUUACCAAGAGAGCGGGCAAUCAGAGUGUUAUCUGUCAAAGCAAUUCGCUUCUUAUUGAUUUUGCCAUAGUAUGCUGUGUUUUUAAGAAGUAUUUCUGAUUUACUCUGUGACAGUGUCUUGCCAUUCAUACAUUAGUUGUAGUCAGCCCAGAAGGAGAAACACCCUUUGAAGUAUUAUCGUAUGAGUACAAGAAGGAUCAAAUGAAGGGGAUUAAGGUUAUGAAAUGAUUAGUAACAGGAUCAACACACUAAAUUUUUUGAAUGAGAUAUUUAAUUAUUUUUAGAAAUAUGUAUAUCAGUACAUGACAACUGGUGCUUUUGUAAGUCUUCAACUCUCUGACAGGUUAGCUGUCUAUAAGACCAUCAGGUUGGGAGAGUUGAUUUGUAUAAAAGUCUUAGGACUGUGUUUGGCAUAAACUAAGCACCUAAUGAAUGGAAGUGAAUGCCUUGGUGAGCUUUAAGAUAAAUGGACUCAAUUUUGUCAAAAAAGUGAAUGACUUUGGGCUUAAAUACGGCCAGCCAAUGCCUAGUGUUGGACACAGUGGCAGAGACCACCGUCUUUGAGCCUGGCUGCCUGAGCUUGAACUUUGUCUCUGCUAUAAAUGGGCUAUGUGUUCUUACACAAAUUACAUCUCUGUUCAGAAGCUCUUUCAUCUCUUCAAUGAUGAUAAAAAUGGCCAUACCUCACAUGGUUGUUCUGAGAAUUAAAUGCAUUAAUACAAGAAAAGUACUUACAGACAAGGUCUUGCACAGCAGUCUCUCAAGAUGGGUUAGGUGCUAUUCAUCAUCAUUAGUGUUCUUGGACUUAAUAAAGUUUCCUAUAUUUUUUCAAAAUUGUUCCUUGAUUCUUUAAAGCCAGGUAAUUGAUUUAGAAAUACUUUUAAUUAUAUAGUAAAAAAAUACAUGAGCUGGAUUUAUAAAAUCAUUUUUAUAUCUCACUAAUAUAUUUCUCACUAUGUUUGCUUAUGGACACUAAUCAUAGGACAUUGUGAUCUCUGUCACCAUGGCUGCGACUGUACGGCUGUACCUGUGUUCAUCUCUAGCCAUCAAAUGUGAAGCCUAGAUUUUUUGUUCUGAUUCACUGGAGAAAAAUAUGGCCUGUCACAUUUUUUAAUGACAAAGUUUCAUUGUUUUACAUGUAUGUAUGUUGAUAUGUAAUAUAUUAAACAAAAUGAAUAUAACUUUAAAAACUCCUACUUGUCAUCCUUACAUCUCAGUAAGGUAUCAUCCAUGCGCACACUUCCCAUUUAAAAAGAAAAUGUCAUCAAGUUUCUGAGCUGAUGACCAGAAAGAACUAUCAUCAGAAAAAAACAGAGCAAAAGCCUAAAUUCUCACAUUUCCUUAAUUUAAACUCCUGCUAUCUGUAGGUAGUACAGAAACAUCUAAAGCUUUCUAGAAUAUAUUCAGCAUUAUUAAGAUGGACUUGAUUGAUGAUGGGCUUUUUAUAUUAAAGUUAAACCCUUUCCUUGUUAGAUACAAGAAAGUAAUUUUGUCUUAUAUAUAUUUCCAUAUAUAUAGCUUUUCCUUAUGCAAGUUCUAUAGCAAUGGGUAUGUACUUUCAUAUAAUUUUAUUUGUAUUUAAUAGCACUGUGAUAACUUUUUGUGUAUAACUAUCUGUGAAUUUAUGUGUACUGAUUUAAAUAUUUCUUGCCUUAAUUCAAUUCAAUGACAUUUUAACACAAAGGAGAUUAAUAAAUACAAAAGGCUGUGAAUAAAUCAAAGAAAUGGAAAAGUGAAUUUUUAAAACGGGAUUUGUAGGCCCUAUUUCUGUUUGGUGUUUGACCUAAUAAGUGGUUUUAUAGGAGCUAUGUAAUAUCUUUUACCUCAGGUUUUCCCUCCACCAAGUGGGACACAAAGCUCUCUAUUUUAUGACAAUGUUGUGAGGCUUUCUUGGUGAAUAAUAAAUUGGAAAAGUAUAAUGGUUAAAGUCUGUUAAAAAUGAAAAAUAUGUUACUGUAAACCUGUAUCAGUACACAUGAUGUUGAAAUGCAUUGUAAUUGUAAAGAAGUAUUUUUUACAGUGUUGGCAUUUUUAUUGCUUUGUGAAUUUUACAAAUACAUUUGUGUUUAAAAGCAAAACAAAACAAAACAAAAACUUCUGUAUGGUGAUGCUAUAACAAUAUGCACGACUUUUCACUGGAAAAAAAUCUACAACUUGUGAGACUUAUUGUGAUAAAAGAGUGGACAAACCCAUUAGGCUGACAUUACAUUCUGUAGCACGUAAUCCCAGUGGAAUCUUAAUGGAGUUUUGGGAGCCACAAGAACUAAAGGGCUAGUUUAUAAUGCUAGAACAAGAUUGUACAAAAAUUUUGCCCAUGGUUAACAACCGUCUCUCAGUGAAACAUUCAUGAUUCAACAAUAAGAAAAAUGUAUUAGUAGCGGUCUGCCCACCCAAAUGAAUAUGCUCAUUAACUUUUUUGUUGUUGUUGUUAAAAUGUUUAGUUGACAGAGAGGGGAUUUGUGGGAAGCAUUCCUUCAUGCUUUCAUGGAAAUGAAAAAUCAACUUGUUACAGAUGAUUGAAAUUAAUGCUAGAACCAUAGCUGUGGGAGCUAGAGGGACCCACAAGAUUAUCUUUAAUGACAUCUUGUUUUGGCUGAUGUGUGGUCAAGGCCAAGACAACUUCUGGGAAGUCAUACAGUAGUUACAGGCAGUGUAGGAACAGAAUACAGAGGCCUGUGUAUUUAGUGCAAUUUUAUAUCCAUUACUCUAACCUGAGUUUCCUAGGUUCAGUAACUAGAACAUUGCUGUUCUAAAAGUCACUGUAAUUAUUUGACUAUUGUCAAACUGUUUCUCUUGCAAAAAUAGGAUAAGGUAAGCUAAACUCACACACAAUGUUCAGCAAGAUAGAUUGUUGGAAUAAACCCAAUUUCUGAUUAAGAGAAUAACCCAUUCAAAACCAUAUCCAACUGCGCCUUGGAAAUGAAGAAUGAUUUUAGUGUAAGCAAAGCUGCUACUCUAGUUAAACUGGCUGGUGGCAACACUUCAUGGAAAAUUCACCCCACAGUCAUCCCUCAUUCUUUGUUUUCCUCAUCCUACACAUUAAGCUUUAUAAAUAUGAAAUAAUUUAAAGCCUUGAUAUCAUACAAAUAAAAAAUCCAUUCUAGGUUUUAAAAUGAGAAGCAACUCAAUUUUUGAGCUCUUACAUGUUUCUUUUUCUUUUUGUCCUUUUUAAUACCUCAUUAGAAAAUUUGUUUUAUAAACAAAACUAAAAGAAACCCAUAAAAUGCCAAAAACUAAAAACAUUUUAUUAGGUUGCAUUUUGAAAUAUCUAUAAUGAAUGUUCUUUUACAGGGUCCCAUAUAUUCUUGCCUUAACAUUUUCACUACAACUAAUAAAUAAGGAAAAUGCAGCAUUCACAUAACUUAAAAAGACAAAAAAGACUUUGUUCCUGUCUGCAAGUUAUCAAACAUAACAUUAAGCUGUGUCCUGAUGAUGCUGUUGAGAUUUUCUUACAUAGUCAUAAAUCACAAAUGUCAGGAAUGCUUAAAAUCUGUUCAAAAAGUACAAAAUAUUACAAAAUAUAUUAUUUAAAACUGAUAUCAGCCUAGACUUAAUGCUGUAUUAAGAUUUAAGAAGGGGCACCGGUGCCACAGCUCACUAGGCUAAUCCUCUGCCUUGUGGCGCCGGCACACUGGGUUCUAGUCCCGGUCGGGGCACCGGAUUCUGUCCCGGUUGCCCCUCUUCCAGGCCAGCUCUCUGCUGUGGCCAGGGAGUGCAGUGGAGGAUGGCCCAAGUGCUUGGGCCCUGCAUCCCAUGGGAGACCAGGAGAAACACCUGGCUCCUGCCUUCAGAUAGGUGCGGUGCGCGGGCCGCAGCGCGCCAGCCGCAGAGGCCAUUGAAGGGUGAACAAUGGCAAAGGAAGACCUUUCUCUCUGUCUCUCUCUCUCUCACUGUCCACUCUGCCUGUAAAAAAAGGGGGGGGGGCUGACUUUGGGGUACAUGGGUUAAGCUGCCACCUGCAAUGCCAGCAUCUCAUAGCAGAGCACCACUUUGAGUUCCAGCUGCUCAGCUUACAAACCAACUCCCUGCUAACACAUCCAGGAAAGCAGUAGAAGAUUUCCCAAAUACUUGGGCCCCUGCACCCAGUAGGGAGAACCACUUGGAGUUCCAGGCUCCUGGCUUUGGCCUGGCCCAACCCUGGCCAUUGGGGAGUGAACCAGCAGGUGAUAUUCCACCUUUUCUCUCUUACUUUCCCUCUUUCUCUGUUACUCUGCUUUUCAAAUAAACAAAUAAAUAUUUAAGAUUUAAAGACAUUUUUAUACAGUGUUAAAUUAUUCACUGGGGUCUACGCUGCGGCUUAGUAGGUUUAGCCUAUCUUUGCAUCCCAUAUGGGCAUCAGUUCACGUCCUGGCUGCUUCUCUUCUGAUCCAGCUCUCUGCUAUGGCCUGGGAAAGCAGUAGAAGAUGGCCCAAGUGCUUGGGCCCCUGCAUCCACAUGGGAGACCCAGAUGCUACAGUCAAGCCCAGUUCUGGCCAUUGCGGACAACUGAGGGGUGAACCAGCAGAAGGAAGAUCUCUCUCUUUGUCUCUCCCUAAACUUUUUAGAAAUAAGAAUAAAGUAAGAGUCAAUUUAUACAGCAAACUUCACUGUUGUCUUAUUUCAAGAAAUUUCCACAGCCACCUCAAUCUUCACCAACUGUCAUCCUGAUCUGUCAGCACCCAUCACCAUCAAAGCAAGAUGCUCCAUCAGCAAAUUGAUCCAGACUCACUGCAGGC